AUGGAGAGGCAGAGGCUGGGAUGGGAGGCUGCAGCAGGAUGGAUGCUGGGGCCUUGCUUGUCCUUGCUGCUGGGAGCUCCUGUGGUCAGUGCACUCCAGGGACCGUCGCUGCUGCUGUCUCCCGAAGACAGUGGCCCAGAGAAUGCCAGCUGGGGGUCCCAGGAAGCCCAGGAUAAUGAAUCCUCUGUGCACACAGUCUUCUUCUCCCUGGAUUAUCAGCAUGUGCAGGUCCCCUUUGAAAUAACGCUCUGGAUCAUGCUAGCUUCUCUGGCCAAAAUAGCAUUUCAUCUGUUUAACAAGCUGCCGUCAGUUGUGCCUGAAAGCUGCUUAUUGAUAUUUGUGGGGCUUAUCAUGGGAGGCAUCAUCUAUGGCUUAAACGACAAGUCCCCACCAGUCAUGGACAGUGAUAUCUUUUUCCUCUAUUUGCUGCCACCUAUAGUCCUUGAUGCAGGGUACUUCAUGCCCAGCCGUCCCUUUUUCGAGAACAUUGGGACUAUUCUUCUGUAUGCUGUAGUGGGAACUAUAUGGAAUGUGUUUGGGAUUGGCUUCUCGCUGUAUGGGAUAUGCCAAGUGAAAUCCUUUCACCUGCAGGAUGUAUCUUUGCUCCAUAAUCUCUGGUUUGGCAGUCUGAUUGCUGCAGUGGAUCCUGUAGCAGUGUUAUCUGUGUUUGAAGAGAUACAUGUCAAUGAAAAGCUUCACAUUUUGGUUUUUGGAGAAUCACUCCUAAAUGAUGCUGUUACAGUGGUGCUGUACAAGCUGUUUAGAUCCUUUUGCGAAAUGUCAACAAUCAAAACUGUGGAUGUGUUUGCAGGAAUUGGGAAAUUUUUUGUGGUUGGAAUAGGAGGGGUAUUGGUAGGCCUUUUAUUCGGGAUGAUUGCUGCCUUUACCACACGAUUUACCAAGAAUAUCCGUGUAAUUGAACCCCUCUUUGUCUUCCUGUACAGUUACCUAUCCUAUCUCACUGCAGAAAUGUUUCACCUCUCUGGUAUUGUGGCUAUUAUUGCUUGUGCCAUGGGCAUGAAACGUUAUGUGGAGGCGAACAUCUCUCUAAAGUCUCACACUACAAUCAAAUACUUUAUGAAGAUGUGGAGCAGUGUUAGUGAUACCCUUAUCUUCAUCUUUCUUGGGGUCUCUACCAUUGGAGACAACCACGAGUGGAGUUGGUCUUAUAUUUGCUUUACCGUCAUUUUCUGUCUUAUUUGGAGAGCACUAGGGAUUCUUGUAUUGACUUUCUUCGUGAACCGAUUACAUGUGAACACCAUUACCAGCAAGGAUCAGUUUAUUAUAGCAUAUGGGGGUCUUAGAGGUGCCAUCUGUUUCUCUCUGGUUUUCUUGCUCCCUGACUUCCCUAGAAAGAAACUCUUCAUUGCAGCCACAACUGUAGUUAUUCUCUUCACUGUGUUUGUACAGGGAAUGACCAUCCGUCCUCUCGUUGACUUAUUAGAUGUGAAGAGAAAAAGAGAAAGUGCACCCACGGUGGGAGAACAGAUUCACAUCCGGUUCUUGGAUCAUUUGCUGGCUGGCAUAGAAGAUAUAUCUGGACACUGGGGACAGUAUUACUGGAAAGACAAACUGGAAUAUUUCAACAGCAAGUAUCUUCAGAAGUUCUUACUCCGAGAGUAUGACCAGCCAAAAUCAAGUAUUGUGCUGCUCUACGAAAAGCUAGAGAGGAAACAUGCCAUUGAGCUAGUAGAAGCAGGGCAGUUAAUUCAUGAGCCGUCCCAUACAUCUUUGCUUGACAGCCACAGGUCUGCCAGAAUGGUCAAAGAAUCGGACUCUCUGAAUCCAGAUGUGCUGGAAAAUAUACAGAAAAUAUUGGCAAGGAACCUAUACAAAAUAAGGAGAACAGUGCCAGCAUAUAACAGGCAUACACUUCCUGGAGAAAGUGGGACAGAAGAGCAGGCAAAGGAGAUCCUGAUUCUCAGACACAGGAGCCUUCAAAUCCAUAUGAACAGAAGUGACUCUGAUCACUUUAGAAAGGAGAAGGAUGACUCCUAUUCUGCACAUCAUGGAUCUGACACAAAGCCUAAACUGCGCCGUUCCUUAACUGUAGGGGAUCCAGAAAAAGUACCAGGUAUGAAAUGCAACCGAUCAAAGUCUAUGACCUUCAGCUCACCUCCACAGCCUGGCAGCACUGAAUUGGUUAAUGAAGAAGAAACAGGAAAAGGGUCACAUGCAGAAAUAGAAAUAUACACAAAGGAGAGAUAGAGAAAGAAGUUUGCUGGACUGAGGUUUUCUUACCCACACAGCCACUGCACGUCUGCUGAGAACAGGCUCAAAAACCUGCUUCAGGUGAAAUAAGAACUAAUUUGAGUGUUUGUCCAUGCCAUGAACCAAACCUGGACUAUUCCCCUGAGAAGUCUCCCUCCUCUUCCUUUUUUGGUCAUGGUAACUGCAUGGUAACAGUCUGAGGGUUCACAGCAAUGAUUCAUAGCACCUGGGAAGCUCCAAAUCCUGCAUCAGUAACAGGAGAAUACCAGAGCACAAUCACUUACAUAGACAGGCUAGCACUGUUUCUGCUGGAAGAAAGGCGGCAAAGCCUCGCUCAGAAGAUUUCCGCUCCUGCUGCUGCUACUCAGGCCUAGGGACAAAGAAAGCCUGAGUGAGGAGGCUCUUUUCAAAAGACUUUUGGCAGAGAGAAGUCCUCAGAGGCUCUGCUAAAAAGUGCUGCUUUAUGUGUAAAUUCUUAGAAACUCCAGAUAUGCAUCCAAACCUUGGAGUUUUGCUUUGCCAAAUCAAACCAAAUCUCCAAAUAUGUUAGGUUCAGCCAUCACUAACAUCAAUCCUUUUCCUUCUCUUAUUAAUCUGCACAAUAGAAGUUAUGGGGAGUUUAACAAAACACAAAUAUAUAGAUCUUUUAUGAAAAAAAUUAUAAAGAAUGUACAAAGACCUCAGUCCUCUUCUACAUGGCACAAUUGGACUUUCACAGUCUUUAUCCUCCACGUACAAUAUUAUUCCACUGGGAAACACUGUACCACUAAACCAGAUGCAUAAUUCAUUUUUUAGUUAAUCACACCUUACUGAUUAUAAUUAUUUUUCAAAGAUUUGGGGCCUGUUUCUUAUUACACCAAGGCCCUUUUACAGUGAUCUGGCAGUGAAAAAGGCUUGAAAGCAGACUAAAUAAACUUAAUUUACUUCGCUUUUAAGGCACUUUUUUUACACUGCCCAAUCCAUAUAAAAUGGCCUUAAUGCAAAUGAGAAUCUGACAUUUUAAUUUCAUUAGGAUCUGCUUUAUAUUUUAUUUUAUAUAUAUGUUGUGUGUAUAAAUAGCUGGAAUAUGCAGUCAUAGGAGAAAAAGAGUCGGUUAGUGGAUUACAGAUUGUUGUAUGCAGUAUUAAUGGGCCACUCUACCUUGAAUGGUCCCUUAUAAUAUGUGCUCACUACUUAUGCUAAACAAACUGUUCCACCUUGCAUUCUGCUGUCACGACCUGAAAAAGAUCUCUGUGUGGCUUGAAAGCUUGUCUCUCUCACCAACAGAAGUUGGUCCAGUAAAAGAUAUGACCUCACCCACCUUGUCUCUCUAAUAUCCUGGGACUGACAUGGCUACAACUACACUGCUUUGUUUAUUGACACUAGUAAUCAUGUACAAGUGCAUGUGAGAUGAGAAGAAUCAGAAAGCUAACAUUUUGAAGGAGGCAUGUUCAUUUACAACUGAUCUCUCUGUUUUGAUUUAUUAGUGAUUGAAUUUUAAUAAAUAGUGAGUUCUGCCUUUUUUUUAACCUAUAGUUUAAUUUUUACAUUGUUUAAAUUACUGUUUACAUUUUGCAUGGUAUGUAUAAUUAUAUAAAGUUUUACCAAGGUGGACAUUUUCAAGUUCUUUAUCUGAAGAGCAGAAAUGCAGAGAAUUUGGUAUUUGAGCUAAAAAAUGUUGGAAUCGAAGAAUGGAAACUUUUGGAACCCCUUGGCUGAUUGAUUGGUAUCUGUAGUGCUGACCGUAUCAUCUUUAUGUCUUGUGAGGUACCUAGCACAUUUUUGGGUACUGGAUAAAAAAUAAAGAAUGAUUUUUUUCUUUUAAAUUGAUUUCCAUGUCUUGUCAAAUAACUAAUCUGUGGUAGUAUUAUUGGACAAGAAGCCUAUCAAAUGGGUGAUUUUUCACCAGUUUUGGAUUUCUUUCCAAAGCUGCAAUAUAUGGUUAAUAGAACUAAUCAGGAAUUUUCUGUGGGAAUGAUUUUCUGACAGAAAAUUAAAUUUUUGCAAAAUUGAAAUUUUCCAUGGAGGACAAUCAAUUUUGCUCCCAAAUUUUCAUUUGUCAUCAGGAAUAUCUAAAUAAAAUAUUUGUUUUGGGUUUGUUAAGAACAUCAGAAUGCCCAUACUGAUUCAGACCAAUGGUCUGUCUAGCCCAAUAGCUUGUCUUCCAACAGUAGCCCUUGCCAGAUGUUUCAGAACGG
This is a messenger RNA of Dermochelys coriacea (leatherback sea turtle), 4388 nucleotides long. Its product is annotated as sodium/hydrogen exchanger 2-like. The transcript has 13 exons. Lineage: Eukaryota; Metazoa; Chordata; Testudines; Dermochelyidae. Gene Ontology annotation, cellular component: membrane. The coding region runs from base 1 to 2208 and encodes 735 amino acids. The record is from RefSeq and is a predicted model, not a curated record. Gene Ontology annotation, biological process: sodium ion transport; proton transmembrane transport; regulation of pH. Gene Ontology annotation, molecular function: sodium:proton antiporter activity.